Messenger RNA from Meloidogyne enterolobii, 1518 nucleotides. Lineage: Eukaryota; Metazoa; Nematoda; Chromadorea; Rhabditida; Meloidogynidae. The record is from the annotation of a GenBank genome assembly.
AUGAAAAAAUUACUGAAAAUAGGAAGGCCUAGAAAUUUUUUAGACCAAUGCAUUAUUAUUUUUUGUUAUACAUCAAUUAUAUUUUUGUUGUCAGUCGAUUUAUCCUAUCAACAACAAUGGUUUUAUUUAAUUCCUGGCAUGCAACAACCCCAGCAACAGCCACAACAAUUUCAGUUUGCCUAUUCCCCAGAAUUUCAACAAUUUAGACUACAACCUUUCCAACAACAAGUUAAUAAUGACAUUCCUUCAUUUCAACAAACAACAUUACCUUCCCAAUUUCAACAACAAGGAUUUCAACAAUCUCCACAACAAGAAUCCUUCAAUCAUCAUCAACAACAACCAUCUAACGGACAAACGUUUUUACAACCUCAGCUUCGACAAGAAACUAGCACAGUUUUCUACAAUAAUAAUCAACAGAAAUUAAAUAAUGCUCAAUUAAAUCAACAAUUUGUACCUCAACAAUCUUUUCCUCAAGGCACUCAUUUUCAACAACAACAUCAUCUAUUAAUGCACACUUCUUCGCCUAAUGAAUUUCAGGAACAAUUGCCUGAAUUGAUUAAACCUCCAAAUAUGAUGGGAAGCGCUUCAAGCGAGCAAAAGCAUUUACAUAGGGAGCAGCAACAGCCGGUUCAACAACAUCAAUUACUUCCUCCACCCUUAGCUCCUCCACAAUGGGCAUUACAACAAUCACAGCAGCGCUUCCAGAUACCUCAACAACAGCGUGCUCGUGUUGUGCAUAUUCAGCCUGUUCAGAUUGGUCAAAAGGAAUUUCUUAAAAUGUUACCAAACGAAUUACAAGGUGGACAACCACAACAAUUAAUUACAACAACAAGAAAAACAACAAUACCAGCAUUAAUUACAAAACAAAGAAAUAAACAACAAAGGCCAAUGAAAGUUGGAGAAACAAACAAAAAAGAAUUAAUUCAAACAAAUGUGGAAUUUGAUCUACCUCCACCACCUCCAUCUAGAUUUUUACCUGAAAGUGAAAAAGUUAGAAUUUCUGAAUUAAUUCGACAAAAUAAAUUAUUAAAAAAUAUUGCAAUACAAGAGGAAGGGAAAGAAUUAAUUACUCCAGUUACUUCAUUCCCAACAUUGGUUUAUACUAAAAAAUUACUUCCAACUUCAACAAUACCACCACCAACUAAACUUCCCAAAAAAUUGACAACACAAUCUUUUUCACAUAAAAAAGAUGCUAAUAAAGUUUUUCUUGAUUGUUGUAAAAGAAAAAGAGUCGCCAAAUCAUGUGAAAGUCGUUCAAGUAUGUUUCUUGGAAGUGAUAAAUGUCCAACAGAAUUUGGAUUAGAUUUAUUUACAUGUGCAGCACAAGAUUCUGACCACAGUUCUUGUUGUAAAUCUAAAAAUGUUCAUUCUACGGCUGCAGGAGACAAAUGUUUGGCUUUUUGUAAUUUGGCUCCAGAUGCACCAAAAAUUCAAUUAGAUGCCAGUUAUUUACCGUGUUGGGCUGUACUUAAUGAAGUUAAAUCUUGUUUUCGAGAGGGUAUAAACAAAACUUUUUAA